AUGUUUCAGUACGAUGGAUAUGAUGGCUAUGGAGGAGGAGGCUACCCUCCAGGACCACCGGGAGGAUAUGGAGGAGGAGGAUUCGGUGGAGGUUUUGGAGGUCCACCAGGUUUUGGAGGACCAGGUUAUGACGUUGCCCAGAGCCCACUGGAUGCAGAGGUUCAGGUUGUCAUAAGAGAGAUACAUAACGAACUCGGGUUAUUUGAUGCUUCUGGCGAAUACGGAGAACAAUUUAAAAAUGCUCGUCGUCUUUUAGCUGCUGAAUCCGAUAAACUGGAAAACAACAUAGAUCCUGAAUGGCUGGAAGUUGAUAUUCCGAAGCCAAUCAAGGUUACGAAGAAAGUGCUAAUUCCGAAUUUCCGUCACCCCAGGUUCAACUUCGUUGGGAAAAUCCUUGGACCCAAAGGAGCAUCGCUGCAAGCUAUGGCGAAGCAGCAUAAGUGUCAUAUUUAUGUACUUGGCCGUGGUUCCACAAAGGAUAGAAACAAGGAACAAGAACUUCUCAAUUCUGGGGACCCUCAAUACGCUCACUAUGGUGGUCCGUUGCAUGUCAAGGUAGAGACCAUUGCUCCUGCUCAUAUUGCAUAUCAGAGAGUUGCUGGUGUGUUGGAGGAGCUGAACCGUAUCCUACAGCCAAUCCGAGAGGACACCACACCCGGUCAUCUCAAGGAAGGUGAAAAUGGGACUGGUAGCAACACAGGUCCAACUGAGGGUGGUGACAGCAAAAAUGGCGAUUCCGACCAUACUGAGGCUUCACUCAAUCUGAGCUCGAGGCGUUGCAGUGCUGGUUCGUCUUAUAUUGUUAUUCAAUUGUCAUGUUCAUCACCCGUGCUUUUUAUCAACGCUCGUCGCACUUCAGGUUAG
Molecule: messenger RNA, 864 nt
Organism: Ostertagia ostertagi
Lineage: Eukaryota; Metazoa; Nematoda; Chromadorea; Rhabditida; Trichostrongylidae
Source: the annotation of a GenBank genome assembly